UUUGCCACGGCGGUCAUGACAGUCUUGAUCUUUGGCGGAUGCUGCUCCAACAUCGAUUCCAACCAUGCGCUUAUCCACACAGGAACACUCGUGACCUUUGUUCAGUUCCUGUUCAUUGCCAUCACCGGAUACCUUGCGCAAUUCGACAGGACACGGCCGCCGUUCUUUGUGGCCCCCAAUGUCGUCCCGCUUCGCCGCUGGCUCGUCAAUAUCCUGCUAUUCUUCAGCAUCAACGUGUUGAACAACCAUGCCUUUAGCUAUAACAUAUCCGUGCCGGUCCACAUCAUCCUACGAUCUGGAGGCAGCAUCACGACCAUGGCGGCUGGCUAUCUCUACGGCAAGAAGUAUUCCCGAGUUCAGAUUUUCGCAGUAUUCCUGUUGAGCAUUGGCGUCAGUCUUGCCGCCUGGUCUGAUUCUAAAGACAAGGUAGCUAGCUUACCACAUUGCCAUUGUGAAAACCCCGUGUUCAAUCCAGGGCUUUUGAUCAUCUUUGUGGCUCAGGUCCUUUCGGCUAUCAUGGGGCUGUAUACGGAGUCAACGUAUCGAAUCUACGGGCCGCAGUGGAAAGAGAACUUGUUCUACUCUCAUAUCCUAUCGCUACCGUUGUUCUUGCCCUUUGCGCCCUCCAUGUGGCGCAAUCUACGCGUGCUAAGCAAGAGCACGCCUCUUGAACUGUACAUUCCGUUUGCUGCGCCGGUGCAGCCCGUACGGGUGCCGUCCCAGCUGGCCUAUCUGGCGGCCAACGUGCUAACGCAGUAUGCCUGCAUUCGAGGCGUGAACCUCCUUGCGGCCAACGCAUCAGCACUCACCGUUACGAUCAUCCUGAGCAUUCGGAAGCUUGUGAGCCUUUUGCUGAGCAUCUGGCUGUUUGGCAACACUCUGACAGCCAGCACCCUUGUCAGCGCAGCCGUGGUGUUUGGGGCCGCGGGUCUGUACAGCGUU
Trichoderma reesei QM6a is the source of this 942-nucleotide messenger RNA. RefSeq lists its product as uncharacterized. The transcript has 3 exons. Gene Ontology annotation, molecular function: UDP-N-acetylglucosamine transmembrane transporter activity. The annotation marks the transcript as partial. Gene Ontology annotation, biological process: transmembrane transport. Lineage: Eukaryota; Fungi; Ascomycota; Sordariomycetes; Hypocreales; Hypocreaceae. The record is from RefSeq and is a predicted model, not a curated record. Gene Ontology annotation, cellular component: endoplasmic reticulum membrane; Golgi membrane.